AACCUUCUAGAGAAAAUAAAUAAAAACAAUACCAAAAAUCAAAUUUCCAACCAAAAAAUUUACAAACCCUAGAAAUGAAAAAUCCCCAAAUUUGAAUGGAAUCUCUAUCCCUGACCCGAUUCCUGCCCUUCGGAUCCUCAACUCGAUUUCGUUACCGGAUCUUCUGUUUCUCUCUCUUCUUUGCUGGCGGCUGAAAUUGAAUCCGGACCCGACCCGGAUCGAGCCAGCCGUUUUUGUUUCUGUUUUGUUUUGGGUAGUUUUUGUGUAGAGAAAUAGGGAUUUUAGGGCCAGACAGUGUGUGUUUUCUGCAUAGAUGGGUAGUUCGGCGGCAUCGGGAGGUGAAGGAGGAGGAGGCGGAGGGGAGUGUGGAGUCGGGUCGAUUGUGUGGGUCCGACGGAGAAACGGGUCGUGGUGGCCCGGCAAGAUUCUCGGACCCGAAGAGCUCAACAGUACUCAUCUCACUUCACCGCGAUCGGGCACCCCGGUUAAGCUGCUUGGACGAGAUGAUGCUAGUGUGGAUUGGUACAAUUUGGAAAAAUCUAAACGUGUGAAGGCAUUUCGAUGUGCUGAGUUUGAUGAUUGUAUUAAAAGGGCUGAAGCAUCCCAGGGCAUGCCUGCCAGGAAAAGAGAGAAAUAUGCUCGUCGAGAAGAUGCUAUUCUUCAUGCACUGGAACUGGAGAAGGAGUUGCUGAGGAAACAAGGAAAAUUAGAUUCAGCUUCAGAUCAUGCAAGAAGUAAAUCAUCUGGUUCUGUGAAAAAGGAUAUCAUUGCACCUUCAGAAGCUUCAGAUAGUAAUGGUGGAAAAUCAGGGAAUUCCAAGUCAAAUCAAAAUUUGAAAAGAGUUGAAACAUCUACCAAGGAUGAGGUUACUGAUACAUAUUUAAAUUUGCAAAAGAUCAAAGAUGAAAGUCAACUGAGCUUUGAAGAUGAGCAUUCUGAAGUCAUACCUAGGAUGAGAGGCUUACAGGACCUUGGGCUUAGAACCGCUGCUGCAAAGCGGAAACUUUCUACUCCUGAUGCUUCAGAUGGUCCAGAGAAACCUACAGUUGACAACAAUUUGCAGACUCCUUCCAGUGCUGAUCCUAGCAUGGGAAGAACUAGCCUUGCAAAUGGAGAGGAGCAAAUGGGAGGUACUUUCCCAGCAAAAAGGAGUAGAUUUGUUUACUUGCCAUCUGAAUCUAAUGAUGCUUUGGAUGGUAAAGAAAUAAAUCCAAGCCAGACUGAGAUGUCAAGUUUUCCGGUUGAAGAUACUGACUGUGGUCCGCGUAUUCACGUUGAAGAAAACUCUUCAGGGUUUCUUGAAGAUGAUGAAUCUGGUUCUUCUGAGUCUGAGUCAGAAGCUGAUUCAUCUGAGACUGAACCAGAUAUUGAUCAUGAGAUGACUACAGUUUCAGGUGCUUCUGAACCUCAAGAGGCAGGAUGUAGAUCAAAAACUCUAGGAGAACAUGGAAGUUUGAGCAGUGAAGAGCAUGAUCACUCUGCACUAUCUGGUGAUAUCUCUCAUGUCCAUCCUCAUGAUCCUUUUUCUGCUAAUGAAGCAGUUUCUAAAUGGCAGUUGAAGGGCAAAAGAAACAUUCGCAAUCUUACUAAAAGUUCUGCUGAGGGAGCUGACCGAAGAGAUUUUAAUGGAUCCAUUUACAGAACUUAUCAGAAUGAAAAGGGAGCUGCUUUCACCCCCAGAGCAUUACGAAGAAGUAUGAAUUUUGGGAGAAAGGAUUAUUUCAAUGAUGCCUUGGAUGAGGUGGAUUUUGAUGACAGGGAUUUCUUUUCCCCUAUGGUUGGGUUGGAUGGAGGAUAUGGAUUUAUGCCUAGGGCCGCAUCAAGAGGUCAAAAUAGUUUCAACCAUAAUAUCCUUGAUUGGGAUGACAUGGUGUGGGAAGAGCAGCCCACCUUUAGAGGACGCUGGGGGCACCAAGCGGAGCAUUUUAGCCCGAGAUUUUUUGGCCGCUAUAGUUUUGGCAGCAGGUCACGGACUAUGAUGGUGGAUGUAGAUCUGAAGGUCCAAGCAAGCUAUCCAAAAGAGCGUGUUCCCAUAGUUUGUUUGAUGAGCAAGUUAAAUGGGAAGGCGAUAAUAGGACAUCCACUUCAGAUUGAAAAACUAGAAGAUGGUUCAUCCAAUUGUCUUAUUCCUGCAAAUGAAAUUUUUGGCAGCAGUGAAGCAAUUGAUCAUGAUAGAAUACUUUCACCAGCUUGGAGGACCGCAAGGAGGACUAAUCUUCGGGUCCCACGGUCUCAUUUAUCAUCAUCACACAAUGGUGAUAUGGCUGCGGAAAGUCAUUCUUUUUUAGAUGAUGACAGAGUACUAUUCAAGAGACAAAAUACAGGAAAUCUUAAUCACAAGGAAAGUGUGGUUAAGAAAAGCCAGUCACAUGGUCUCCGGUCUGUCACGGAUAAGAAGUUCCCAAAAAGGCAGCCAAAAAAAGCAAGUUUAUCAGCUAGCCAAAAAACAAGAACCCUGUCAUCAAUUGCUAUUGACUAUAGUCUCAGUUCUAGGACCCUAUACGAUACUAAAAGUAAUCAAAUGAAUGGAUUGAUCAAACCGGCAUCAUCUGGGCCGACAACAGUAGCUUGCAUACCAGUGAAACUAGUGUUCAGUAGGUUACUUGAGAAGAUCAAUAGGCCACCUUCUAGAGUAUCUAGUAAAGUGGUUCAGCCAAGUAGUGGUGCAGAGAGGAAUCCAUCCUAGAUUAAAUGUACAUUGUUAUGUGGGAACACACUAAUACAUCCAAUGCAACAUUUCUUGCUGAUUUCCUCGUUCUGAGAAAAGCAUGGCUGUAUACAUUGUUGGCGGCAAAGUGUGUAGAUUCUGCCGUCAUGAAUAAUCAGAUAAAGCAGGUAAUGUGGAAGAAACUACUAUAUAUACUAAAUAUGUUGGAUGAUGAGGCUGUUUAGACCUUAUUAGUAGCAAGCACAUUUGUUGGAUGGAAGAGGAAAAGCAGCUUUAAUUUAAGCAGAAACAGCGUAAUUAGAAACAAUAGUUGUUAAAUUUAGAUAGUUCUGAAAUCAUAUAGAUGAUUGUAUAUUUUUAGUUUCUGGUAAAAAGCCUAUUUAUUAUUUCAAUUAAUUUAAAGAUAUAGGAGCAUAUCAUAUGACUUUCUGCUUUGUAUGUAUGUACUAGCCACUUCAACAUUGUGAGACACUUGAAUGCCAUGAGGUCUAAAUAAAAGAAACCUGAAAUGUUUAUGAUUCAGGUUCGGUUGAAAUA
Mangifera indica (mango) is the source of this 3205-nucleotide messenger RNA. RefSeq lists its product as uncharacterized. Lineage: Eukaryota; Viridiplantae; Streptophyta; Magnoliopsida; Sapindales; Anacardiaceae. The transcript is spliced from 4 exons. The record is from RefSeq and is a predicted model, not a curated record. The coding region runs from base 314 to 2686 and encodes 790 amino acids.